CUUUUCUCUGAGUUGCCAGAGACUUCACGUUGUGGAAGAAUUUUCUGCUCCUAUUGUGAGUCUACUUAGCUGUCCAGACAGAGCAACUAUACUCUGCUUCGGUCCUUGUCCAGAUUCUGCAAACAGAUUGAGAAGUAUGGCGGUGACAACUCGUUUGACCUGGAUGCAAGAAAAGAAUCUGCAAAAGCAUUUUGGAGGAAAACAGUUUACCCUUCUCUAUAAAGCUAGUAUUCAUGAAUUCUCUACACGUGCUUUGUUUCAGAGAUGCUGUGAUCAAGGGCCAAUUGUGGUGGUGAUUUAUAAGGAACACAAUAUUGUUGGGGUAUAUAUGAAAGAGGGUUGCAAGAAAAAGGAGAAAAUUUCUGCCGUCAUUUUUGCCCUUAAAGAGAAUGAAAUUUCAGAAUGCAAAAUAAAACCACAUUUUCCAACUAUAUUGUUUUAUGAUAGUGGAGGGGGAUGGGAUGAAUUAGAAUUCCACGUAAGUAUGAAGGCUCAAACAAUGACUAUGGACUCAGCUACAAUGGAAAAACUUGGAUUACCUCAGAUCCAAACUACUCCUUUUCAGGAAUGUGAAGUUUUUCGAUGUGAAGGGAUGAGUCCUGCAUUCUCUUUGGAGCUAAGAAGAAAAUCAGUUGGACUGGAAUUUCCAGGAGCUCCAAUUGUAGAUAAUUUAUUGGACAUAAGUACUCUGAAAGGAAUUACUGACCUCCGUGAGAACUUAUUUUCAAACACGAAAAGGUACAAACCAUAUAGAGACCUCAUCCCGCAAGUGCGAAUUCUGCUGCUGGGUCCAACUGGAGCUGGGAAGUCUAGCUUUUUCAACUCAGUAAAGUCCGUUUUCCGCGGCCAUGUCACACACCAGGCUCUGGUGGGCUCUCAUACGACUGGGGUAUCUGACACGUACAGGACAUAUUCCAUUAAGGAUACGUCGGAUGGCAACCUCUUGCCAUUUAUUCUGUGUGACUCAAUGGGGCUGCAUGAGAAAGAAAAAGGACUGUGUAUGGAUGACAUAGCCAACAUCUUGAAAGGCCACAUUUCUGACAGAUACCAGUUUAAUUCCAUGAAACCAAUCACACCCGGUCAUAGUAACUAUAUUGACCAGCCAUUGCUGAAGGACAGAAUUCAUUGUGUGACACUUGUGCUUGAUAUCAACUCUGUUGAAUACCUCUCUCAUGAGAUGAUAGCAAAGAUCAAAAAAACUCGAAGGCAGUUGAUAAAGUGUGGCGUGCAGCAUGUGGUUUUGCUCACUCAUGUGGAUAGCAUGGAUCUGAUGACAAAAGGUGACCUAACAGACAUAUACAGAUGUGUUCCCGUGAAGCACAAGUUAGAAGCAGUCCACAGAGAACUUGGAUUUGCUCUUUCUGACAUCUUGGUGGUUAGUAAUUAUACCUCAGAGUGGGAGUUGGACCCUAUAAAAGAUGUUUUGAUCCUCUCUGCCCUGAGACAUAUGCUGUGGGCUUCGGAUGACUUCUUAGAAGAUUUCACCUCUUGAGGAAACAGAGAUUGGAGAAAAGGAAUUAUCAAGUAUGUAAAAGGAACACUUCACAUACUCAUAGUUUUUAAUCUCAUCAUAGAAGAGAGAAAAUUGAGAAAUAAGAAAUUACAGGAAAAAGAGAAACAGCUAAAACAGAAGAAGCAUGUUUUAUUUAUGUCUUGGAUGAAGAUGCACUUCAAAAUCAUAGUAUCUGCCAAACAAGGAGCAGCAAAUUUAAAGCCAUUGUAAAAAAAAAAGAUCAUAAUUUUUUGGAUUUAUUUUCUAUAUCUGUGAAAAAUGAAAGUUUCUUCUUAUAAACCUUGAGUUUAACUUCAAUUGUAUGUGUGAUUUUGGAAAAGUUUAUUUUAAUGUAACUUGUAAGCAGUUUCUGAUCCUCAGCCUCGUCAUCUUAAUUUUGCUUUCUUAUUUUAUUUCCAAAGUAUUUGAGUGCUCGCUACGGCAGCACAUAGACUAAAGUAUUUGAGGUUUUUUUAGGUCUCCAGUUAAUGUUAUAUUCUUUCACCCACAGUUAUUUUUUGUUUGCUUGUUUAAUAUCUAAAACCCUCUUACAGGAUGUGACAAUUAAUAUUAGUAAGAGUUCUAGAGGAUUAAGACUAGCAAGGACUAUAUUGAUUAUUCUGUCAAUUCUAGCUAUUUUAGUUACAAGUGACAAAACUCAACCUGAAUUACAUGAAUAAAAAAUAAUCAAACCAUAGAAAAGGCUGGGAUUAAAACGAAUUGCGUCAGAAAUGGUUGAAUCUAGGGAUUCAAAAGGUAUUCUCUCUCUUUUACUCUCUCCCUUACACAUAUGCACGCACAUAUGCAUGCACACACACACACACACACACACACACACACACACACACACACACACCCUCUGCUUCCUUCUUUGUGCCUAUUGCUGUCAUUCUCAUUUAGGUUUCAAAUUGGCACUCCUUUAGCCUUAAAUCAUGUAUCUGACCCCCAGGAACAAUCACUUCUCUUCUCCAGAAGAGAAUUAAGUCAUACAUUCCCAGAAAGAGUGAUAUAUUAUUAGAAGAAGGAAGUUAAUUAUGGACACGGGCACUAUUUGAUUAACUGAACUGGAGAGGUACCACAAUAUGUAUCAUAUAGUUAGGGGAGUUUUACAUCUAGUUUCUCCUUUAGAUUGUGAAGAACGUCUUAUUAAUAAGUCUAAUAUCAUUAAUAAUUACUUUUAAAAAGCUUUUCAUUAAAGUAAUAUAUACACAUAAAAAUAAUACAGUUCAUAAUUAUAUGGCUCAAUACAUUUUGAUAGACUUAACAAACAAAUGAAACUAGAAUUCAGAUAAGAAACAGAACAUCCUAGAAGUCCCUUUUAUGUCCCAGAUAUCCACUAUUCUGACUUCUAAUUGUAUAGAUAUAUCUUGUCCUUUUUUAUCCCUUACAUAAUAUUAUGCACUAUUUACUCUUUGGGGUCUGACUUCCUUCAUGAGAUAGUGUAUUGUUUGAUCCUUAUUAUUGUACAUAGAUAAAGAUCCUUUACUCUCAUCUAUCCUAUUAUUUUAAUGUUAAUGGGUGGUUCUAAUAGUUUCCUUAUAGGUCAACAAUGUAUUCCAUAUAGGUUGUGUUAAACUUUUUCUCAUUUAUAGCUAUAUUGAAACAAACCAUAUGAUUUUGGAUGUUUCUGAUUUUUGUAUAAUAAAGAUUUUAUAAUGCAAACAUA
This is a messenger RNA of Suricata suricatta (meerkat), 3158 nucleotides long. It is a transcript of the gene IFI44, whose product is annotated as interferon induced protein 44. The record is from RefSeq and is a predicted model, not a curated record. The coding region runs from base 137 to 1492 and encodes 451 amino acids. NCBI's taxonomy places the organism in Eukaryota, Metazoa, Chordata, Mammalia, Carnivora, Herpestidae. The transcript has 10 exons.